AGUCCGGAGUAGGCGAGCGAGCGAGGCAGAGGUUUUUGGUCGGCCGGAGCGGAGCGUGAAAUGCCUAAAUCAAAGGAACUUGUUUCUUCAAGCUCUUCAGGCAGUGAUUCGGACAGCGAAGUUGAAAAAAAGUUAAAGAGGAAAAAGCAAGCGGUUCCAGAGAAGCCCGUGAAGAAGCAGAAGCCUGGUGAGACUUCUAGAGCACUGGCAUCCUCCAAGCAGAGCAGCAGCAGCAGAGAUGACAACAUGUUCCAGAUUGGAAAGAUGAGAUAUGUCAGUGUUCGGGACUUCAAAGGAAAAAUUCUAAUUGAUAUUAGAGAAUAUUGGAUGGAUUCAGAAGGUGAAAUGAAACCAGGAAGAAAAGGUAUUUCUUUAAACAUGGAACAAUGGAGCCAGCUGAAGGAACAGAUCUCUGAUAUAGAUGACGCAGUAAGAAAGCUGUAAAAUCUGAGCCAUAUCAAACCUGUACUGUUGUAGUUGUCUUUUUACAUUGGCUUUUGUUUUCUAAAUGUUGUUUUCCAAGCUGUUGUAUAUUUGGAUUGCAGAACAAUUUGUAAGACAAAUACUUUUUUUUAAUGUGCAUUAUUAAAAUGUUCUAAGUGAAGCUAAUUGUCAAGUUUAUUAAAGAGGAUUGCUUUGUGCCCCCUACCUAGUGUGUAAAAUAAAGUCAGAUCAUUACAAUCUUAACUGUGGUACCCUUUUUUGAUCAAAAAAACCUAGUUACUGUUUAAGGCCAAAAGAACAACUAGGCACACUGUUGAGUCAGCUUACAUUCAGAAGGAUUUGUAUUACAUUGAGUUUCUUAGAUUGCUUUGUGAAAUGUAUACUCAGCCUUUUUCUUUCCAACCAGAUUUACUGCGUUUUCCUCUCCAGGACUUCUCCCUACCACAAUAACUUAUCUUUUCUUCAGUUCUCUUAGUGCUCAAGUUUAAAUCACUCUUUACUCAGAUAGAUUACGCUUAUUUAGAAAGUCAAACUGUCAGUUUUGUUGCCUCCUAAGUCUACUGUGCUAAUUACUAGUAUCUGUUUGGCAACAUGACUUAUAUGAGAACUCCAAGCAAGUGUAUGUCAUUAUUCAUAGUGCUCUGUGUAGAUGUUGCUUAGUUUACAGAACAUAGUGACUUUGAUGUCUGAUGAGCUGUCACUCAGUAAACAUUUGUGCUAGGGUGAUGGUUAUAAAGUCAGAUAUUAAACUAGAUUAGACUUGUAAAAAGUGUGAAACUUACUGGCCUACUGUUAUAUUCUAAUAAUGUGUGGAUUCUAUGUAGUCAGAUGUGGCACUGAGCUCAACUGUGGUAGGUUCUGUGGGCAGUUUUAGAGUUGACUGUUCUACAGUUAAUCUGGACAAGUGACUUCCAGACUUGAUGUUAACUAGGUUUGAUAGACAUUUCCAUUGGUUUUCAUUUCAAUUGUGAUGAUUAAGCAAGCAGACAGGCACAUGUUUUAGGGACAUUGCUCCAAUGAAAAGGGCAUAGUGUUCUGAGGGAAAAUGUUUGCAAAGGAAAGUCACCACACUGAAGGGAGCUAGCCUGUGAUGAGAAAGGAACUUUCUUGAAACUAAAUGUUGUGCACAUGAUAUGUUGGUGAUAACAUUAAGAUGGGUCUUCGUAGAAUAAUAGCUAACAAGGACAAUUUAUAGAUGUGAAAAAAUGCUGCCACUAAGGGCUGCCAUAUCAGAAUUGCACUGUCAUACUGAGUCCCACCGUCUAAGCAUUUUAUAGAACUGUUAAGGAUUAAAUUUAAAAAACAGUCUGCCAGGCCUCAUGUGGUUAACUGUCCUCCCCACAGAUACUCUUUAGGUAACUUUUUAGUGUGUUACUCCAAAUUGAUACAUAUAUAUCAAAGGGUUUAAGAUAUAUACCAUAGCUCAUUCUUGAGGGAUGAUCCUCUUAUAAUGUGUUGCAUUUCAUUGAUUUUAUAAAGUAUUCCUUAUUUGUCAUGUAAAGAAAGGAUAGUUAGAACAUAAGACUGGUUUGGUGCAGAUGAGGGGAGAAUAACAGGUAAAUUCCUGAGGCCAUGUGUUAUAUGUACAUUUCAGCUGUCCGAUUGCAGAGAUCUGCCGUCUGCUACCUAGGCAUUGCUAGCUGCUUAGCAUAAAAUUCCAUGUGGAAAGCUUUCUCGGGCAUAAUUUGUUAGGUUGAUAGCUAAAUACAUUCACUAAUGUUAUACCAGAGUUGUUGUUAUUUUUCUUUGUGUGUUGAAAAGGAAAAUUGAGUUAAAAGAAGAGGAAGGACUUUUCAGAUGGAAAAGAAAGGGUACAGUCCUUCUAUUUUGCGUUCAGAUGCCUUUCUCCUCAGUGUCUUAGUUUCUUUUCUGUUGCUGUGGUGAAGUGCCCUGACAGAAGCAGCCAAGGGAGAAAGGGUUUAUCCUGACUCACAGUUCCAUGUUCCAGUCCGUUGUCGCAUUGUCACAGUGGCAGGAACUCCAGACAUCUGGCCACAUGGCUCCAUAGCCAGGAAGCUGAGAGCUGUGAUUGCAUGCUCAGUUCCUUUUUGUCUCAUUAACCUGAGCCCAGGAGCUGGAGUUGGCCACAGCAGGCAAGAUGAUUCUCCAGACAUCAUGCCUAGAGGCCUAUCUUUUGGGUAGUUCUAGAUUCUGUUGAACUAAUAACCAUCAUAGUAAGUUUUCUCCCAGGAAGAAGGCUUGACAUUUUAAGGCAUAAUAUCUUAUUUUGUAACACUAAAAUAAUUAGAUCUGCUGCCAGGUUUUGCCCUUUAAUAUGCUCCAUAGUAAGGCUUCCAAAUGGGUUUUCCUCUUAGGGUAAAAAGCCUUUGGCCAAUUUCCACAAUCACUGAAAAAGAAAAACUCAGAUUUUCUUUUGUUUGCUUCACAAAUGCCUAAAAUCUUGAGAAAUACUACCUCCUUACCUAGUCAAGACGCUGUGAUAACCAGUCUGUGCUGCGUAGUGUUGGAGUCAGCAGCGUGGGGAAAACCGUGGGGAAAGAGCAUCCUGGUCUGGCUGCAAAGGGAGGAAGGGAUUGAACAGUUAUGUAAGCGUUCCUGACAGGAACGCUAGCACAGAGCUUGCCAUAGAGCCUGUGAACGUCUUCAGAACCGUUGAGUUAUAUUUAGGUAUCUUUUCUGAAUUUCUUUGUGGUUCACUUUUUAUAGAAAUUAAUGUAGUGAAACACUAAAGAUUUUUUUCUUAAGAAAGGUAUUUUUUUCCAGAUAAACUAUAAUGUAAACAUGCAUCUAGUGAGAAGUAUGUGACUCUGUAAUUGUGGAAUGACUGUAUGCUUUGUUUAGUACAUCUUCCGUGGAGGUGUCAAUGAACCUAUUAUUCCACCUGUGAAUAUUUUAAAUGUUGAAUAAAAACAAGAAACACA
This is a messenger RNA of Mus musculus (house mouse), 3326 nucleotides long. RefSeq names its product SUB1 homolog, transcriptional regulator (gene Sub1). NCBI's taxonomy places the organism in Eukaryota, Metazoa, Chordata, Mammalia, Rodentia, Muridae. The transcript is spliced from 5 exons. Gene Ontology annotation, biological process: regulation of DNA-templated transcription; positive regulation of transcription initiation by RNA polymerase II; negative regulation of DNA metabolic process. Gene Ontology annotation, molecular function: identical protein binding; single-stranded DNA binding; transcription coactivator activity. The record is from RefSeq and is marked validated. Bases 61 to 444 code for a protein of 127 amino acids. Gene Ontology annotation, cellular component: nucleolus; transcription regulator complex; nucleus.